This is a messenger RNA of Papilio machaon (common yellow swallowtail), 1577 nucleotides long. RefSeq names its product RNA-binding protein 24-B. Gene Ontology annotation, molecular function: RNA binding. The transcript is spliced from 5 exons. Bases 182 to 964 code for a protein of 260 amino acids. Lineage: Eukaryota; Metazoa; Arthropoda; Insecta; Lepidoptera; Papilionidae. The record is from RefSeq and is a predicted model, not a curated record. Gene Ontology annotation, cellular component: cytosol.
UCCCGACCGCCACUAGCAUCACAUCAGUAGGCGCGCGACCACCGCAACGAACGCUCGUCAGUCCGCACAAAGCGUUCACGCAAACAUAAAAAUAAUCGUAUACUGAUCCGCUCCCGCGGCGUCAGCGAUCAGCGUGACAGUGUUGCAGUGCGAGGCCGACGCGACGGAGACGGUACAAGGCAUGCUGAUGGCGGGCGCUCUGCCGGCCGAGCCCGAGGGGCUGCUGGCGUUGGGCGCGCUGCCCGGACAAAAGGACACCACAUGGACCAAGCUAUUCGUCGGGGGUCUUCCCUAUCACACCACCGACAAGAGCCUGCGGGAACACUUCGCGGUCUAUGGGGACAUCGAGGAGGCGGUGGUCAUCACAGACAGGCAGACGAGUAAAAGCAGAGGAUAUGGAUUCGUAAUAAUGGGUGACCGUGCGGCGGCGGAGAGAGCCUGUAAGGAUCCAAACCCCAUUAUAGACGGGAGGAAAGCCAACGUAAACCUCGCGAUAUUAGGCGCAAAACCUAGAGGGAAUUUAGCACCAGGUUUCGGUCUGGCUGCGGCGGCGGCAGCGGGCGUGCGCGCCGGCUACCCCACCGUGCUGCAGUCGCCAUACGGGUUGUCCCCGGGGUACGUGUACGGCGCACCGGGGUAUGCGGUGAGCGGGGUGGGUGGCGGUGUGGGCGCGGGCGCGGGCGGGCUGGUGCAGCUGCCGCCACUACAGCACGCCGCCGCCGUGGCUGCUGCCAACCACCUGUACGAGUACCAAGCGGCCGCGGCACAGGGAGCGGCGGCCUAUCAGCAGCAAUACGCAGCUGCCGGCUUUGAUCCUUACGCAACAGCAGCAGCUGCGGCGGCGGCUGCGAGCGGCGCGGGCUACAUGUCUCCGUAUUACGCGCUGCCAGGAGGCGGCGUACAGGCGCCACUCCUGCCGCCCCUGCCCUAUCCCCCGCAGCUGCAGGAGGCGCGCAUGCAAUGAGACCACAUCCAACAGACCCCGUGGCUACUUUACUACUGAACUAUUACGAAGCUGUACUUAACUUAGCCUCUACGCAUUUAAUCAAGAUAGCCGCGGAAGCUAUACGCAAUGUGCAGACUCAGCUCGCCCCUAGCGGCUGUCAUUCAUUAGUAUUUUUGCGUAGGGGUUCUUAUGUCUCAGUAGCCGCAAUCUGUUGAUGAAAUUGUGAUGAAACUUAAAAAAAAACUUCGUGAAUUGCAAAUGUUACCGCUACAGAACCAAAUAUUAAACGUUCGUGUAACACUAACGUAACAUGUUUAAACCAAAAAGAAGUAUAAACGACCAAAGCUAUGAGCUUAUACCAAAAUGUUGAAGACAUCUUGACAAUUUAAAUCUGUUAGGUACGGAUAAAGGUGAUGGGUCGAACCUUAGUAGACAUAAUGUACUUAAUAUAGGAAGUACGUACUUUAAAUUGAGGUUAUUCUAUAGAUAAUAAUAAGCUAUGUUAAACAAAGCUCUUGCCACGCCUUCCUGUAAUCACAUAUAGUUUUACUAACAUAUUAAAUAAUAUAUCUGUACAUAUUAUCCCUUAUUUUCAAAUGUAAUAGAAGAAAAUAAGAUAAAGAAAGCUGUU